Brachypodium distachyon (stiff brome) is the source of this 856-nucleotide messenger RNA. RefSeq names its product basic transcription factor 3. The transcript has 6 exons. The record is from RefSeq and is a predicted model, not a curated record. Gene Ontology annotation, cellular component: nascent polypeptide-associated complex; cytosol. Bases 154 to 672 code for a protein of 172 amino acids. NCBI's taxonomy places the organism in Eukaryota, Viridiplantae, Streptophyta, Magnoliopsida, Poales, Poaceae.
AAAACCCUAAAACUAAAAAGGGCUCGCAGCGAGCACCCACCCAGGCAGCCUCCCGUCCCGAGUCCUAUCCGUUCCCCCUCUCCAAGGGUCUCCCCUUCCUAAUCCCCUCCUCCCCACGCGCCGCCGCGGGCGCCGCCGCCGACCCCAGCCAAGAUGAAUGUUGAAAAGCUCAAGAAGAUGGCAGGUGCCGUACGCACUGGGGGAAAGGGUAGCAUGCGCAGGAAGAAGAAGGCUGUCCACAAGACUACGACCACAGAUGACAAAAGGCUCCAGAGCACCCUGAAAAGAGUAGGAGUGAACACUAUCCCUGGUAUUGAAGAGGUCAACAUCUUUAAGGAUGAUGUGGUUAUUCAGUUUCUGAAUCCUAAAGUGCAAGCUUCAAUUGGUGCUAAUACAUGGGUGGUCAGUGGAACUCCACAGACAAAAAAACUGCAAGAUCUGCUGCCGUCAAUUAUCAAUCAACUUGGUCCUGACAACUUGGACAACCUGCGGAGGCUUGCAGAGCAAUUCCAAAAGCAGGUCCCUGGUGGUGUUUCUGGCAUUGAGGCUGGUGCCAGUGCAGGUGCUGCUCAGGCUGAUGAUGAUGAUGAUGUUCCUGAGCUUGUCCCUGGAGAGACAUUUGAAGAGGCCGCAGAAGAGAAGAAGGCAGAAGAGAAGAAGAUAGAGUCGUGAUUUUUGCUGCAUGUUUACUGUUGUGAAGGGUUAUAAGUUAAGUGGUGCCAUUAGAGACGUCCCCUUUUAAGAACUCUGACCUACCUUAUUCAAGCCAGUGGUCCGGUUUUGUCAUGUCCGCGAAUGUCAUCCGAUAUGUUGGUGGAAUUUUGCAUCAAUUACAUGCCUCUUUUGGUUGCCCUCA